This is a messenger RNA of Fraxinus pennsylvanica, 1248 nucleotides long. NCBI's taxonomy places the organism in Eukaryota, Viridiplantae, Streptophyta, Magnoliopsida, Lamiales, Oleaceae. The record is from the annotation of a GenBank genome assembly.
AUGGCUGAUAAAUCAAGAUUCUUCGUACAUCACAACACUUUUCAUAGUCCAAGAGAGGCUGCUUCUGUUCAAGAAGGCGGCAAAGGCUGCAGUGGCGGCGGCGGCGAUGGCGAUAUGAAGUCAUCUUUAUCAUCACCAGAUAGAGUGCUUUCAAGUUCAGAAUCCAGUUCUCCAACAAAUGACGCUUCUGCUACAACUUUGAACCAUGGAUUCUCCGAAGAAAAUUUGUUCAAAGAAGGUAAUCAAUAUCAUGCACAUUCUUUCCUUCCUGGAUUGAAUUCUGUGAACCAAAAUGGAUCUUCUAUAGAAGGAAUAAAUUAUGUCCCUUUGAAUUUUCUUGAAUCAUUCCCAGCUUUAAAUAAAGCUCAAGCAUCUGAACCUUAUUCAUCAUCACCUUCUUUAUCUAUCAAUUCAAGAUUCCCAAAUUUAGGCCUGUUUCUUCAGAGUCCAUCAUACUUACAGACCCCAUUAUUCUCCAUGCCUCAACUUGAUCAAAACCAGCUUCAGACAGGAAAAGAAUGGCUGAAAAUGAAUCAAAACCUAACAAAUUAUUCUUCAAAAGGUUUCAGUGAUUACUGGCUUAGCACUACUAAAACUCAACCAAUGAAGUUAACAGGGAGAACUCAAUAUGAAAAUGGUAAACGUGUCAGAAAUGGAAACACUAGCCUUCUAGGAGUGUCCGUCCAACGCAGCGGGUCUUCUUCUUCGGGAAAGCUUUUCAGAGGAGUAAGGCAGAGGCAUUGGGGGAAAUGGGUUGCAGAAAUAAGAUUGCCGCGAAACCGAACACGGGUUUGGUUGGGGACUUUUGACACAGCAGAAGAGGCUGCUUUUGCUUAUGAUACAGCUGCUUAUAUACUAAGAGGUGAUUAUGCACAUCUGAAUUUCCCAGAUUUGAAGCAUCAAAUCAAGACUAAUUCCAUGAAUAACAAUACAGCAGCCCUUCUUGAAGCCAAAUUGAGAGCAAUAUCACAAGGGAUUCCUGCUUCAAAUAAGGCCAUCGAUCAUGAUCAAAAGGCAAUAUUUCUGCAAGAAGAUUCAACGGUUAAUGGGAAUUUGAAGCAAAAAUCAUCUUCAAGAAAAGAAUGGUCCUUAAUGGAUUUGGAGAGCAAAGCUGGAUUGGAUCAGGUGAUUGAGAACAAGAAGAAUAAUCAAGAAGGGUUAUCCGAUAUUGAUACAGUUCAGUUAAGCACAAUGCCAUCUCUGGACAUGGAUACAAUCUGGGAUGCACUUCUUGUGUCAGAUUCAUGA